Hordeum vulgare subsp. vulgare (domesticated barley) is the source of this 764-nucleotide messenger RNA. RefSeq lists its product as uncharacterized. Bases 36 to 563 code for a protein of 175 amino acids. The transcript has 3 exons. The record is from RefSeq and is a predicted model, not a curated record. NCBI's taxonomy places the organism in Eukaryota, Viridiplantae, Streptophyta, Magnoliopsida, Poales, Poaceae.
GACCGUACCAGAUCCGCAGGGGCCGUUGACGAAAGAUGGCGAUGGCGGCUCUCCGAUGCGCCGCCGGAAGGAGGCUCGUCCGGCCUCGCCCCGCCGCUCCCGGCUUCGGCCGCCCGAAUCUCACCCAGGCUAAGGGAUUGUCAUCCCAUGGAAAAGAAGAAGGCGUCCUGGAGCAGAUCCAGGACAAGAAGGAGAGGCUCUACGACCUCAUCCUCUACAACCGCGCCUUUAAGCGCAACGACGGCUCCACUUGCCACGCAAACGUUCAACUCUUGCGUCAUCUCUCUGCUCACGUCAAACCUAGGCCCCAAAGCAUCGCUUGGCGUUGCCUUCGGAACGUACAUAGCUUCUAUAUCAUGUGGAUGUGCUUGAGCCCUGCUGCAAGCGCCUACGCAAUCUGGAACAUCUAUAAAGCCAGCAAAUCCGAUCCGCCGCAGCACGACGAAUUGGCAAGGAACAACAUGGGUGCUCUUGUUCAACAGGGAGGAGACGAGUUGGGGAAAAAGAACAACUGCAUAAGUCAGGGGGAACAAGUGGUGGUCUCCUCAACCUCAUCAAGUUGAUGAUGCUCAACUAGUAGAUAUCGCCAAUGGACUGAUGGUGGGUGGUGAUGAAUCUUGGCACUCAAGUCUAUUAGAUAAUCGGUUGGUAGUUUUGGAGGUGAUAAUCUUGGCUCUUGUUUCUCUCACCUUUGGCGUUGCGUAAUGAUGCUUACCUGAUACUAUGUUAGUUAUUUUGUAUUUUGUGACAUUUGCAUGUCCAUA